Molecule: messenger RNA, 2166 nt
Organism: Malassezia japonica
Lineage: Eukaryota; Fungi; Basidiomycota; Malasseziomycetes; Malasseziales; Malasseziaceae
Exons: 1
Coding region: 1-2166 (721 amino acids)
Biological process (GO): protein folding in endoplasmic reticulum
Cellular component (GO): cytoplasm; membrane
Source: RefSeq, a predicted model, not a curated record
AUGCAGGCACCGCGACCGAUGGACGCGCCGGGCGUGGGAAGCACCGCGCUGCACGAUCCGCGGAAUACGCUCAUCGGCGAGGAUAUCCUAGUGUGCGAGCUGCCGUGGGGCGUCGGCGAGGGAAAGACGCCCGACGGCAUGCACCGCGUCUAUGCCCUGCUCGGCACAGUGCUCGUCUCGGACGACGGGUCAAAGCCGGUCGCCCUCGGCGAGGCUCCGCCGCAGGACGCGCAAGGCGAGGGGCAGGCGCAAGGAGAUACGCUCCUCUCUUUCUCCGAGUGGAAGGAAAAGCACCUCGAAAACGAACGCCAGCAAAAGGCCAAGUCAAAACAGCGCGACAAGGCGCGCGAGCGCAGCAGCGCAAGGACCUCGUCUGCGACGGACGCGCCGACAUCGUCCCCGGCGCCAGAGUCAGUCACGGCAUCGGCGCCAGAAGUGCCGACACCAGCGCACCACGAGUCGCCGCCGCCCAGCGAGCCGCCGCAGCCGCCGCCGCCGCCGCCCGAGGCGGACAAGCCGCCGCCGCUGAUCCUUGCGGCAGAAAAUGCGCCAGAAGCCCUCGCUAAGCUCAAGCACCGAUGGAACUAUGCGUCGCUGGACUGCGCCGCCGUCUUGCACCAGGCGAACCCGUCGGCAAAGUUUGCAUCGGCGAUCCUCAGCGAAAAGAAGGACCGCUACAUGCUGUCGCCCUGCCGCACGCCCAAGCGCGAGGGACAGUUUGUCGUCGUCGAGCUGUGCCAGCACAUCCGCAUCGACACGAUCGUCCUGGCCAACCUCGAGUUUUUUAGCAGCAUGUUUAAGCUGUUUUCCGUGCGUGCCUCGACGGAUCUCCACGCGCCGGAGCACGAGUGGCGGACGCUGGGGCACUUUCGCGCGCGCAAUGUGCGUGGGCCGCAGGUCUUUACGCUCAGCGCCGUGCCGCACUCGUACUACCGCUUCCUGCGCAUCGAUUUUCUUGAGCACUACGGCAGCGAGUACUACUGCCCGGUCAGCCUCUUGCGUGUCUAUGGCCGGAACGAGCGCGAGGAUGCCGACGAGGAGAUCGACGAGGACGACGGCGAGGCGGACGAGGCGGACGAGGACUGGGAGCCCAACUAUUCCUGCGAUAUCCACGUCGCAACGAUCCGCGGCCGCAUCCAAAUGUGCCCUGCGCACGCUCCGUCGAUCUGGCCGUGUGUGUGUGUACCGCGCCCCGUGUCGCACGCGCCGGUCGCGCCAAGCAAGCCCACACUCGCGACCAAUGUCUCGGCGCUCGCGGAUGCGCCGCCGCAGCCGACGCCGGCCAUGCUGAACGUACCUGCAAAUGCCACAAGCACGCCGGCCCCGUCGAACCACACGCGUACGACGACCAAGCCGGCAGACGCCAAAGCCUCGGAAAAGGCCAACCCCGGGAGCGAGUCCAUCUUCCGUACGAUUACCAAGCGCCUCGCUGCGCUUGAGUCCAACACCAGUCUCAGCAUGCAGUACCUGCAGCUCAGCAGCCAGGUCCUCCGCGACAAGCUCACCGAGCUCGAACAGUCCCAAGAGACACGGAUCACGCAGCUGCUCUCGUCGCUCAACACGACCUAUACCCAGCAGCUCCAUGCGUUUAUGGACGAGCACCGCACCGCGCUCAAGCAACGCGAAGCGGCCGCCGCCGAUCUCGCGACACGCGUCCAGCAGCUCGCGCACGAGCUCGUGUACGAAAAGCGGCGGGGGUUCGCGCAGCUCGUCCUGCUCUUUGUGCUCUUGCUGCUGCUCAUUGCGACGCGCAGCUCGGCGGCACUGCCGGUGCGCACGCGCACCGGCUCCUAUCCGCCCGUGCACACACCCCGUGCGACGAUGGGCAGCCCUCUUGGGCGUGUUUUUUCGCCAUUCCGCGCCUCGCCGCCGCUCCAGGACUCGUCCGAAGUCGUUGCGGCUCUCGAGCACGCUGCGCUCGAGCACGAUAUGGCACGCGGUCCCGAGCGCCCGCCGCUCCAGCGCGUCCAGGAGACGGCGCUGCCGGCACGCCCGGUGACCUCGGUCAAGUUUCCGCACCUGCGCGGCACCGCGACGCCGUCGCCGCGGCGUGCGUGGCGGCGUGUGCGCCGCGCCCGCCGCGACGGCCACGAGCGCCGCUCGUCGCAGUCGAGCUACGCCCCGAGCUCGGAAUGGAGCGAUGGGGAGGGAUCUGUACAUAUGUAG